Morus notabilis is the source of this 1154-nucleotide messenger RNA. Its product is annotated as haloacid dehalogenase-like hydrolase domain-containing protein 3. The coding region runs from base 65 to 874 and encodes 269 amino acids. The transcript is spliced from 9 exons. The record is from RefSeq and is a predicted model, not a curated record. Lineage: Eukaryota; Viridiplantae; Streptophyta; Magnoliopsida; Rosales; Moraceae.
UCCCCCAUAGCUGUUGGCAUACAGAGGGAGAGAGCCGGCAAGUCGAUGAUUAUCGGCGGAGAAUAUGGAGGCGUGCUUGACGAGGUGCUGCAACGGCGGUUCUCUUCUCAGAGCCCUCAAACCUCUCCAUUCGGGACUUUCAAAGCCACUCCGUUGCUCUCUCUCUUCUACGCCUCUCCACUCCGAUAUUUUGAUGAAAUAUGGAAUAAUAGGAUCUGUUAGAAGAGCAUACGACGGACUGUUGUUGGACGCCGGAGGCACUCUCUUGCAGUUGGCCAAGCCUGUCGAAGAGACUUAUGCUUCAAUCGGAGCCAAAUAUGGUCUUUCUGCAACUCCAGCUGAAAUAAAGCAAGGAUUUAAGAGAGCUUUUGCUGCUCCAUCAUGGCCCGAAAAGCUUCGCUACCAGGGAGAUGGGAGGCCAUUUUGGAAACUUGUUGUUUCUCAGGCGACUGGGUGUUCCGACAUCGAUUAUUUUGAAGAAGUUUAUGAGUACUACGCUAAAGGCAAUGCUUGGCAUCUUCCUUCUGGAGCCUAUGAAACAAUCGUCUGCCUCAAGGAUGCCGGAGUUAAGGUAGCUGUUGUAUCCAAUUUCGACACCCGCUUGCGGACGCUAUUGAAGGACCUCAAUGUUCUAGACCUGUUUGAUGCUGUCAUUAUAUCCUCAGAGGUUGGAUAUGAAAAGCCAGAUUCAAAGAUAUUUGAAGCUGCUCUCGAUCAAAUCAAUGUGGAGGCAUGCAAAGCUGUACAUGUUGGGGAUGAUGAAAAAGCAGACAAGCUUGGUGCCAAUGCCAUCGGGAUAGAUUGCUGGUUAUGGGCCAUAGAUGUGAAGACCUUCUCAGACGUUCAAAAUGGCAUUCUCGUUUCAGGGUCAUAGAUUCCAAAAAUCAAGUAUGAGUAGCAAAUCUCUCUUGACCAUAAUCCAUGUUUCAUUUGCUCCUUUUAUUUUAUUUUAUUUUAUUUUUUUGAGGGGGGACUUUGAUGGAAAAUGUGGUAUAUUUUCCUCUUAUGUAAUUUGUUGGGAGGAAUAUUUGAGCAAGGAUAGACUCGGUUGCUUCGACGAAAAGGGUGGCAGAAAAAGAGAAAUUUUUGGGAGUAUUCAAUAUGAUCAUAAAAUGGUCUUGAAUGGUGCUGUGCAGCUGUUAAUUAUAUUUAAC